AUAAGAUAAUUAUAAAAGAAAAAAGUAAGAUAACGACAAAAAUAGAUACGAAAGUUCAAUAUCCUCAAUACGCUUUCUGCUCUCCAAAAAAAAAACUUCUCGCGCUCAAACAUUUCCAAUUGUUGCCCGAAGUUUUUAUUCGAAACUAUAUUUGGUAUUUUUAUUCGUUUUAUUUGCGCUAUAAAAAAACAGUAAAGUUAUAUCUUUAUAGCGCGAUUAUUUUUUUUUAACGCCGCAAAUUUCUAACGUGAGAUCACGUGUAUGGUAACAUACAUAAUGAUAAACAACAGAACACUACGAAAAUGCGACCGAAAUACGCUUAAGUGUCAUUAGGACUAUAAUAAACAUAGAUACAAGUAGAACUAUUUGGAGAUAAGUAUAGUGAUCUCUCUCCCGUUAUCGAAUUAUCAUGUUGCCAAGGAAACCAACGUCAGAGUGCAAAGUCCGGGCAUUCCUAUGGUGAUGCUCGAAUAUUUUUCAGUGUUCGCGAAAAUAGAGAACAAUGAUGAACGCGAUAACGAACGCGAUUGUCUCCGAACUACUAUCGUUGGAAAGAUAAUUAACAUGCGCGCUUUCCUGUUGUGAUUAUUUAAGUACUUAAUCAUUACGUUGUUAUGCAAUCGUUGCGUAACAAACAAUUACAUAGAAGUGAAGAACAUGGAAUCGUGCAAGUGCUGCGUUCACUGUCGUGGCGAUACAAUCGCUCGGGAUUGCGAUGAGCUUCACGAGGACUGGACGCCGUUCGGACGCGUCUCGAAUAACCCGUCUUCUUCGGGAAAACACGCGCCAGGAUGUCCCAGGUUUCGAAGAAACUCUGAAGAGAAACAGAACGAAAUCGCGUCCUGUUACGAUAAAUUCGCGCUGGCAAAAAGACUGCACGCGGAAAAUCUGCAGCACCAGCCACUUCCGGAUCGGGUGGACGAUUCCGUCUUCAAGAGAGGAGAGAGAUGUCGUUCCUGCUCGGCCAAGUGGGAACGAGAUGCAAAAUAUCGAGCGAUCGUUCCGAAGAAGGAACAGGAUUACACGUUUGGACCCGCGCUCGGUUGCAAGAAGCCGAAGACCCGGAUGGAUCUGGCGAUCUGUUGGGAGACGCCGAUUGAUCCGGUGUACGAACCGCGCAGAUCGACGCACAUCGACGGUUCCGAAGGCGGUUUGGCGCCGGCGAUCUUUGCUCUGAUCCAACACACGCCGGCCCCGAGAAAUCGCGAGAAGCUUUUGAUGGCGAACGACGAAUGCGACAGUGCAAAACAAGAAAAACACAUAUCUCGAUGCUGUUGCAGCCACUCCUGCGACGAUUUGCUCGCAAAAGAACCUCGAAGAAGCGCGAAGUCUUCGAAAUCGAAUUCCGCGAUUCGUGUCACAGAGCGGAAGUGUGUCGCUUGUCGAGAGAAACAGGAACUUCAGAGGGAAAAGGAUCCGAGAUUGAUUCGAUCCGCGGUGGGUAUCGCGCUCGGUCUCGAGAAGGAUCGAAAAACUGUACGAGACGACGACGGUACGCGAAGGAGCGAAUUGUCGCCGGGGAGGAUAACGGUUCCGCGGCCGAGAACUCCGUUUGCCAGACGCACCUUCUGCAUCGAUACUCUGUCGCCGCCGUUUAGCGUGAAAAAGGGCUGCCGGGACACCGAUUAUCCUGAACAUUGGCGACUCAUGUCUAUGUAUCAGCAGUCAUACAGAAACCCGCACAAAAGGAAGACUCGACCAUUCUGAUUGACAUCGUUUACAUAUCAACCGAUAUGUAAACUUUUCACAUAAUCGAUACAUCUAUUCAAUGAGUCGCUCCUUUAAUGCGGUUUAUUUUAUUGACACAAGCGAUAGAUAAAGAGUUAAGAUAAUAGAACGGAAGAAGCAAACAAGAUAUCGAAAGUUUAACAAUGUGUGUGUUCAUAUGUGUUCAUCAAGAUGACGAUUAUUAUAUUGAUCACUGAUUUGUUGUUGCCACGGAGAACAUUUAAUUUCGUUGAACGUUCGUUUCGAUGUUGACAUGUUAUGUUUUGAUCGUUGAACAUAUAUGUAUUCUUUACAUUUAUAUGUACAUACAUACAAUGUUACUGUUUUAACUCUUAGAAAAAUACGAAAAACAAAUAAAUAAAAAUAA
Molecule: messenger RNA, 2095 nt
Organism: Pseudomyrmex gracilis
Lineage: Eukaryota; Metazoa; Arthropoda; Insecta; Hymenoptera; Formicidae
Exons: 3
Coding region: 658-1707 (349 amino acids)
Source: RefSeq, a predicted model, not a curated record